Messenger RNA from Monoraphidium neglectum, 390 nucleotides. RefSeq lists its product as hypothetical. NCBI's taxonomy places the organism in Eukaryota, Viridiplantae, Chlorophyta, Chlorophyceae, Sphaeropleales, Selenastraceae. The coding region runs from base 1 to 390 and encodes 129 amino acids. The record is from RefSeq and is a predicted model, not a curated record. The transcript has 3 exons.
AUGAGCGAGAAUGUGAGCAAGGACAUCCUGCUUGGCGUGAUUGCUCUUGAGCGCGACAGGGACAGGGAGGUGGCUCGGAGGCAACUGAUCGAGAAGGAGCUGGAGCUGGUCAAGAAGGACCUUAGCAUCGCCAACGCGGAACUGAUGUUCAAGAGCGACAAACUGCACAUGCGAGGCCUGCUUGACUUUGCGGAGGCCAAGCUGAGCGGCGGGCGCGACGCGGCCUUCACGUCGCGCAAGGCCAAGUGGCUAUACAUCCUGCGCGAGCACCCCCAGCUGAUGACAUCUCUGGCGCGGGUCUCGCGCAACAGCAGCGCAGAGGCUGUGGCUGAAAAGAUGGAGGAGCUGUACAAUCAGCUGGCCAGGCAUGAACACAUGAAGGGCUACUAG